AUGUUUACGAAGAAGAUUAUAAACCUUUUGAGAAGACUUGGUAUAAGAGUAUCGCCUAUUACACCAGAUCAUACAUUAAAAUUGCUUUGGGAUCUUUUUGUUUUUACCAUCCUAAUCAUCAAUAUUAUUUAUAUUCCAUUAAAAAUAUCAUUUGAAAUAUAAGGAUCUAACAGUGGAAUCGACUUUUUCUUGGAAACCUUGCCUUAAUAUGUAUUUAUAUGCGAAAUUUUAUUGAAUUUUAAUGUUGCAUAUUAUAGUCGUGGAGUCUUAGUGUUAAAUUAAGUUUAAAUAGUGAAACACUAUUUGAGAGGGAAAUUUAUUACUGAUUUCAUAGUUCUCAUUCCUUUUAUGAUUGGAAGAUCAAACGUUCCUUAUAUUGAAUUCGUAUUAUUAUUCAGAAUUUCAAGAAUUAUGUUCAUCUUUGAAAAUCUAGUGGAAACCUUGAAUCUGAGAGUAAAUUUCGCAGCUGUGAUAGAUCUAGUCUCUUUGUUAGCCACAUUUCUCUUUGCAUCUCACUUAAUUGCAUGCGUUUGGCAUUUUAUAGCUGUUCAGGAACAUUUAUUUUCGGAUUCCAUUUUUACUUGGGUUGAUAAAGCUGAAUUAGAAACCGAUUGGAUCAGUAGAUAUAUAACGUCUUUUUAUUGGGCAUGUAUUACAACACUUACUAUUGGUUAUGGCGAUAUUACCCCGGUUACACAAAUUGAAAAGUUGUUCGUUAUCUUUGUAACUCUUUUAAGUUCAAUCAUCUUUGGUUAUACAAUAUCGAGCAUUGGAGGAAUAUUUGCUUAAAUGUCAGAAAACAAAAACUAUUUAAGAGACAAAAUGACUAUGAUUGAUUCUUUUAUUAAAAGAAGAGGACUCAAUAAAGAUCUCUAAGUUAAAGUUAAGAAAUUUUUUGAAUAUUAUCUAAAAACUUAAAAGAAUACAGAUUCUGAAUGUGAAAAGUUGAUGGAACAUUUAUCAGGCACUUUAAUCAGGGAAGUGAAAAUAGAUUUCUAUAAAACUCUCUUUGAUUAAUCGAAAUUGUUUAGACAAAAUUUCUCAGGAGAUUUUAUUGCAAACCUAUGUUUGUUAGUUAAAGAGCAGAGUUUUGUACCAGAGGAAGUGAUAUUUUAGGAAGGACAACAAGUAGAUAAAAUAUAUUUUAUAUUAAAAGGCGAGGUGGAAGCCUAUUUAAGGAAUAAUAAAUUAAUCAAGAUAUAUAAAAGGAAGUAAGCCAUAGAUGAGAAGGGGUUUAUCUCGUAAAAUUGUGCUUAAUUUACAUCAAGAGCUGUGAAAUUCUCUAAAUUGGCUUACGUUACUUUUGAUGAUGUUCUAAGUUUAUUGAAGUAAAACAAAGAAGAUUUAGAAAAAUAUUAUAGAAUUAAACACUAAAUCUAGUUUGGUGGAAGAAUCAAAUUUAGUGGAUGUGAACUUUGCUUUCAAAAUCAUAGUUUUACCAAAUGCCCUUUUGUAUUCUACACUCCAAAUAGCAUAACACUCUUUAAAAAGAAGGCAAACAAUGAUGUUUAGAAGAGACUCUUUCUGUAGCGGCAGAAUGCACAAAAACUAUAAGCAAACAAAGCAUUGUUAAAUUUAAGAUAUCUUUAGCGGAACAUCCUAGAGUAUGGUAAUUAGAACUACUUAUAUUCUGACUUACUUCCUGAUAGUGAAUUUUUCACAGUUAAUAGGGUUGAUGAAAUGAAUUUUGCCGGAGAUGGUCAAUCCGUAUCAGACGAUCAAGAAUCAAUAAAUUCUCCUGAUAAUUCUGGAACUUAAUUAAAGCAUUAGUUGUCAUCUCAAUCUCAAAAGGGGAAUAAUAUGAAACACUCAGUCUAAAAAGUGGUGAAUAAAAUUUAGUAAGAGCCCGGCAUAUCUCAGAUGCGAAUCAAGGUAACAAGGGGGACAAAGAAGUAAACCAUUAAUGUCUCCAGUUAGAAAAUCGUUAAUGAAUUCGAAGAUUUAAAGGAUACCAAUUAAGAUAGCAAAUUAAAUAUUAGCAGAUAAAAUAGCAAAUAGGUGCAAGAAACACCUCCGCCUUCUACUCGACUUAUAAGGCUUGAGCCAUCAUAAAUAAAACUCAUUGAAUUAGAUAUAGUAAGAGAGAUUUUUGAUAAGCAUGAAUAUUCAAUAGAUUCUCAAUAAGAGUUUGAAUUCUAUGAUGCGCAAUUUAAUUUGAGCAAUAUUAUUAAAGAUUUAUUUACAAUUAAAAGGAAAAAAAUGUUGUUCUAAAUAAAUAGAAAACGACAAAAAAAACAUUUAUAUUGCAUCCCAAAUAAAAAAGGGGCAAGUCAAAAUAAUAUUCAUAGUAGCAUGUAUGUGGAUAAUUGA
Messenger RNA from Paramecium tetraurelia, 2310 nucleotides. RefSeq lists its product as uncharacterized. Gene Ontology annotation, cellular component: membrane. The transcript is spliced from 3 exons. Lineage: Eukaryota; Ciliophora; Oligohymenophorea; Peniculida; Parameciidae. The record is from RefSeq and is a predicted model, not a curated record. Gene Ontology annotation, molecular function: voltage-gated potassium channel activity. Gene Ontology annotation, biological process: regulation of membrane potential; potassium ion transmembrane transport.